Molecule: messenger RNA, 609 nt
Organism: Monascus purpureus
Lineage: Eukaryota; Fungi; Ascomycota; Eurotiomycetes; Eurotiales; Aspergillaceae
Source: the annotation of a GenBank genome assembly
AUGCUGGUCGCUAUAAACUCCAUCCUGCAGAUGGUCUUGUUCGCACCUAUUGCGAUACUCUUCAUCCGCGUUAUUGGAGGUUCAGAAGGCGGCAUGCCCAUUGAUUAUUCCCUUGCUGCAAAAAGCGUCGGUGUCUUCCUCAGGAUUCCUCUAGGGACUGCUAUUGUCACCCGUUUUUCAUUGAUAUUCUUGAUCGGCAAGGAACGGUACAACAAGAAGUUUCUGGAGUGGACCAGCCCACCGUCAUUGAUUGGUCUUUUGUUCACGAUUCUCAUGCUGUUCGCUUCACAGGGCAAGCAAGUCGUGCAUCAAAUUGUCUCUGUUAUACGAGUGGCAGCUCCACUGAUCGUCUAUUUCUCCGUCAUGUUCCUCACUACCCUUGCAGUGACGCGCCGCUGUGGCUUUGGUUACAAAUUAUCCUGCACUCAAAGCUUUACAGCCGCUAGUAACAAUUUCGAGCUCGCAAUUGCAGUGGCCAUAGCAACAUUUGGCGCGAAUAGCGAUCAAGCACUGGCAGCAACUGUUGGCCCCCUGAUUGAAGUUCCCGUCCUCCUGGGUUUGGUGUAUGCUACCAAGUACUUCGCCAAGCGACGGAAAUGGGAAGCAUAG